ACAGUGAUUUCCCCUUUUAUGCAGCUGACAAUGACAUCACGAACAUGGCAGAUAAUAGAACGAGGAAUUACUUGGAAAUGUAAUCAUUUAAUGUCAGGGAAAACAGAAUCUGCUUGUUGUCAUUUUAUUAACACGUGUAGCAAGAUGCAGAUCUGAAGAAUGGACAGAACUUUUCAGAGAGAAAACAGUGUUGUAUAUAAUUCCAGCUUCUCAAUUUUGGAUGGCAUACCAUUUAAAAUUGGACCAAAUUUUACUCAAAAGCACAAGAUUCAUAGCUCCUCAGAUUUGAAGAAUUUGACCAGAAGACAUAGACAGGAGGAAGAGUAUGACUUUUCUGUGGAGGAGGGAGUUUUAAAAUGGGCUGAUGAAAGACAGAAACAAAUUGCUGCUCAGCAACGUGCUGAGGAAGAGCGCCUAGCACGAGCACAAGAGGAGGCUAAUGAAAGCUUGGACUCGGAUAUCUCUGACCAUGAGUACGAGAAUGAUGGAUGGCAAAAUGCUACUGUCACUGCUUCACCACCAUCAGUGACACAAGCCUCACCAGCACCUGUGUUACCAGCAAUUUCUAAUGACAUUUUGACACCUGUACAUGUUUCCAAUCAGAAUGGCUCUUCUAACAAACCAAAUUCUGAUUCGCAAAAGUCUGUGGAUUUUUCAUUGUUCGAAACGGAGGAUGACCCCUUUGAUAGGUUUGAGAGGUUGACACUAAAUGACUUGACGGAACUGAAAAAUGUGUUUGACAACAGUAGAGGAAAAGGAGAAAGUGGAGGAUCCAACACUUCAGAAGAAGCUGUGUAUGAGAACACAAAAAUAUUGAAUAAUCCUCCAAAUGGUAUUGUGACUUCAAGUUCUACUGUCAAUUCAACAAGUGAUGUAGUUGAUGGAGGGGAUUAUGUCAAGUUAGAUCCUACCAGAAAUUCAGAACCGACUAAUGGAAAUGUGAAUGGCAAAAUACGGAGGAAGCAAAAGACAUACAAGGGUAAAGUAAUCCCUCCCGUUCCUCCACGACCAAGUCUGGUCGCCAAGAACCCCCUCCCUGCCAUAGGACUGGGGGUCACUAAUGUUAGUCCAAAGCCUACUGGUACUGGAAAAUCAACAAAUCCCUUUGAAGCAGAUCCUGUCGCGGAUGUCACUCGUGGAGAACCUGUGCAUAAAAAUGAAUCCAGCUCAAACACUUACGAAAAUGUAAGUGCACACACUGAUUAUCAGUCUGUCAGCUUCUCGAAGACUCCGACAUUUGGCAUCACUAAUAAUGUUGAUAGUUCAGUGUCAAGUAACAGUCCAUUCCUGUGUGCAAAUCAAGAGUUACGAGAUACAGCAUCUAAAAAAUCCCAAGACUAUAUGAAUGUGGCUCCAGUCAAACCUAUGGGGGUUCCUAUGCCAGGGAUGACCCAGCCCAUAUCAAUAGCCAGUGAUAUAGUGGGUGUGUCAAUGAAACAGAGUGAAGAUUUACCCCUUCCACUCACAAUUUCUCCUCCUCCUAGACCUUCCUCCAAACAGGAGCCACCUGGAAAUGCACCACCUUCCUGGAAUCGCUAUUCUCCCUUACCUCAGCCUGGAUUUGGAACUGGAAGUCUAAGUUCCUUGUCAUCGGCAAGUUCCAUAACUGAUGUAAAGACAGUCAUUGAUGUUGAUCCAUAUGAUAAAUUACCACCAGAAUCCAAAAGAGUGGUUGACAGUGUGGUUGGUAUGGGUUUUCCUAAGCCUCGCACAGCCAGGGCAGUAGAGACACUUGGUGCAGAUGAAAAAGAGGUGAUUGACUAUCUCUGUGUUGUUGGGAAACUUAUCGACAAGGGACAUGAAGCCUACCGUGUAGAAGAGGCUCUUAAUCUGUUCAAAAACAACCAGGAAAAGAGUGAGAGGUUCCUGGCUUUGUUCAAGCAGUUUCAAGAGCUGGGGUUCAGUGAUCUCAGAAUCAAAGCAGAACUUGUGAAGAAUGAUCUGGACAGUGAUAAGACACUGGAUUCCCUCACAGCCUGAGCAGUAGAGAGCUCGCUAGAGAACAACCGGCGGCCAUGUUCAUGGGAUAGCUAUUGUAACCUCUCUACCAACAGAUUACUCUCUGUCGUCUUGCCAGAUGAUAAAGUAAUUUGUAUGACUGUCUAACAAAAGUCAUUGUUAUUCUUGGACGGGUACAGGGUUUCUGAUAUAUUCACACUGUAACAAGGGAUUGUUUGCUAAACAGAACCGUCACAUUGGAAUCAGGUUAUUUAAUAUUUACUGAUGGUCAAAUAUAGCAUGUAUUUCUUGUAUUAUUGAUUUAUUUGAUGAGUGCAAUGAUUAUUUUUAAUUACAUGUACCUUGAUUUGUUAUGAACAUGGAAGUUACCUGUUAUGUUUUUACGCAUUUUAGUAAAUAUGUAUAGAGUUAAGUUAUUGACCAGACAAAAAACAUUAACAGUAUUUUCCAUUAGGACAAGUUCUAUUUUAUUAUUUUAUUACUGUGAAAGUGAUCAACCUCAGUAGUAUUACAUGAAAACACAAUUGCAUGGUUUUGAAAGGAAGUUAUGUUUUGCAUAUGAACACAUUUAUUUUAGUAUUUUUCCUUUAAAAAAAAAGAUUUUUUUUUUGCAAAUGAACAAAAUUCCAUAUUUUGAUCUUUUACAUUAACUAUCAUUUAUCAUUAAUUGUUAUCAAAGCAGUUUGCCUUAAGGAUGUGUUCACAAUUUUUAUUUAUUCAGUUGCCAUAUAUUAAACUACUAACACAUGUACAUAUAUUUUGUAAACAAUGCUAAAUUGGAUUCACUAAAUUACAAAAUUGGCUUUACAAAACUUCCUGUUAUGGAAAAUGGAAAAUACAAGGGUUUAGCUAAAUGCCUCCUCCCACCAUUAUCAAUAACAGUGGAAGUAGGUUUUGUGGGUUUUUUGUUUGAUUGGUUUUUCUGUGAGUUAUAAAUCACCUUAGUAGUACUGUGGUGACCUAUUGGGAUUCAUACCUGUCAGUUGUGGGAUGUGUCAUUUUGAUUUCCUCAUUUCCCCUCUUCCCCUUCCUGCAAUCUUUAAGAAGGGUGCUACAAAAUGGGCAUCCCCUAGCAACACGGCAUACAUAAAUGUGUUAAGACCUUGUCCUAAAACCAAUCAAAACUCAUACUGUAGUGUAAGACAGCAUCUGUACAAGUAAAGUUCUAUAUACAUGUAUAUUAAGUACACUUGAAGUUAUGCACCAUGAAAAGUACCAUUCAGUUCAAUUUUAUGAAGGCAGUGAACAAAAUCAUUAUUUCUUGUACAGAUUUUCUCUUGAGUGACCUUCACCAUAUGUCAUUGUCCUUGAAAACCAGUAGAGGCAGAGAUCUUCUUGUCAAAUCAUUACUGAAAGUUGACAAUUAGGUUAGAAAUGUACAUGUAACUUAAAUCUUGUACACAAGAAAUAUUUGACUUUUCCUGACUGACUUUUUGGUUUUGACCUUGAAAAUGAAUAGGAUUCAAGACCUUUAUACUAAGUACAAUUCCUACAAGUUUGAUAAAUGUGGCUUUAAUCUUAAACCCUCACAUUUUUCUUUCCAGUGACCUUGGCCUUUUUAUAUAUAUGACCUAGACAAUGAACAGAUCCAAGAUCAUUUGUGCAGUUCUGAUAAAAAUCAAUGGAAAAAUAUGGUCAAAUUAUUGUACACAACACCAAACCAACAACCACUUAAUAGAAGACUUGAACACAGAAGCAACUUAUGAUAUGUACAUGUAUAUUUCCCAGACAACUUUAUAGUGAAGGGAGGAAAUCCUUUUUACCUCUAAAUAUCUAGCUCAUAAACUGGGUCUGUAUAGUUAUAAUAAGUAUGGAGGCCUCUACUGUGGAAUUCAGGGUCUCUCGAUCAAGGGUUCAUAACCCAGGAUAUGGUGCAGUAUAGAUUGUGUGUAAAAAGUGCGUUAAAUCAUUAAAUCUUGUCUCUUUACUCCUGAAAAUCUUGAUCCAGCACAUAAACUCGAUACAUACACAUACUCCUGAAGGGUGUAGGUCAUUCAAGGUCAUUAGUAAAAAGGAUAGAAAUAUUUGUGUGCACUAUAACUCUGUAAUUGUGACUCAUUAAUAAUGUAGCUAAACUUGACACGGAGGAUGCUUUUUACCAAACUGGGUUUUUUUUUAUCCUUAAGCCAACUUUACCAUAACAUUAUCAUGUGAGUUUUCUGUGUGGGAUACUCAGAUGUUUAGACACUACAUUUCUAGCUUAAGCAAGUACAGAAUAAUUUUAUCCAAACCCGAUGAUAGUUUUCUAAUUUGCUCAGUUUAAUGGUACAGCAUAAUUUUCACCAUAAUAUAAUUUUCUAAUUUGCUCAGUUCAUUUGUCUCACUUUGGCAUAAUUCUAGCUAUGCUAUUGGAUUAGUAAUGGUUGGAAAAAUUAGGCUGUUUUUUAAUAUGUCUUUAAAGAACUCCUUUGAAAAAUUAUUGCACAGUAUGAAACUUAGAAUUUAUCAUACAGGCUCUUUUUUUUCCAGACUUGUAGAAAUUAUGUAUGCAAAGGUGCAGAAUUUUUGAAAACAGAUGUAUGAAAAACUGAAAUGAUAUCUUAGUGUGUUGGAGGUACCGGUACUAGAUCAAACGAAUAAAUGUGAGGUGUCAUUACGUACGUGUAUGGAUGUUCAAAGAAACUGAUAUUGUACUUUAUCCAAAUUUCUGUGAUAAUCGAUACCUUUUCUCAUACUAUGGAGACAAUAUAUAUUUAUUGUACAUGUACCUAGAAUUGUGGAAAACAUUUUGGCAGUUGAACAUUUUACAGACAUGACUAAUUUACAAGACCAGCUUCAUUGAACAUUUAAUUUACCUAGUGUCCAAAUGAAUACUCGUGCUUCUGGAGGAUUUGACAACCAUGUUCCAAAGUAGACAUUGCUCAAUUAAUGAGUGCACAGUCAAUGUCGGACAUUUGAACAGAAAUUUCUAGUGUUUCUGUCUCAAGUACAAAGCCUAUGCAUGUCAUAAUUACCAACAAGUCUGCCAGUUUUCCACCAUUCUGACGUACCAUAUUAUAUACAUUGUGUUUCACAUCUGACAUAUCAGUGCUCAGUUUUGUAUUUGUUUUAUUUAAUGGAAAACAAAUGUAUUGUUCAUAUUGAUGUGCAUUGUUUUCUCCCCGACUUCACUUGUAAUGCCAGUUUGUUCGCCAUAAAUCCAUAAUCAUCAUUUUUCUGUGAAAGCCUUGCUUUUUAGCACUUCAUUAUUGUAAAUUCUGUUGUUAUUUCUGAGAUAAGUUUCAUAAACAAUUGUGUUAAAUGUGUAUUCAUAUACAUGUGUGUACAUCCUUUGAAGAAAGAUUAAAGUCAGUUUCAUUCUAAGAAAUUUAUCUUGUAUCAGUCAGAUGGCUGGAGUAUUGAGGCAUUAUUCUGCUUUUUGAUUAGUAAAAUUGUUUGGAUUUGUAACAUGUUAAUUUUCAUUCUGUGUGCCUUGGGUUGCCACUGCAACAUGUUUUUUUUAUGCAAGAUGACAGUUGCUGCAAUGCAGUUUGACAAUCUGUAGCCUUGUGUUGUUUAUUAGAAGAUUUGAAAUGAUUUAAUAUAUAUAAGUUUCUGUAUAAAAGUUUAAACCCCUGUUGUAUCGAAAUCCUAACCCCCGGGGCUCAAGACUUGAAUCAAUUUUAAAUCUGCAUUACAUACAGAUGCAUGCAAAACUUCGAACCUAUAUUGCAGCUGUAUCAUGACCAAAGGGGUCAUGAUUUUAAUAAACUGUUAUAGACAUUAUGCUAGUAAGCUAUCAUACAAGCUUUAUUACUCCUGAUCCAAUGGUUCUUGAGUGGAAGAUUUUCAAAUGACCCCACUCUAUUUUCAGUAGUUACCAAUUACAUACAUGUAUCUCCCUUUGAGAGAGGUUGUGGCCCCUCAUUUUGGCCCAAUGAUUCAUAGGAUGCUGAACAUGUGAAAAGAUAUCACAACUGACAAAUGGAAAAGCUCAUUUACACUGUCGUUCAUGUGUGCUAAAAAUGAUAAUGCGUUUUAGUAGUAAAUAAAACUAGAAUUUAUAAUUCAUUUUACAGAACAAUGUACAUGAAUCGGCAGAGUUGUGUAAAAUGAGAUUACAGUAAAAUUACUGCUUCGUGCUUGUUUACUGUAUGAACGUAGUACAUGCAUCAGUACUUAGUCAGUUGAACUGAUCAAAGUGUUUAGCAGUUCAUCUUGGAUUAAUAUUAUACUGACUGAAAAUUGCUUACUGAUUUUUUAUUUUUACUAGAAUCUUGUACCAUUUAUUAUUGUAGACAUUUGCUUCUUUAAAUUUUUCCCGUUGAACAGCACACAUUCAUGCAUUGUUAAAACUGGAACUACACUGCUGGUCGUGUUCAGUUAAAUCUGCAAGCUAGAGUUCAUGUUGAUGCAUUCCGAACUAGAUAUGUUUGAAGCUUAAUCAGAUUUUGUAGUCAUGGGUACCAUGUUUUAUCUCCUGUGUGUAUCUCAGAAAUCGGCAUUUCGUAACUGUUGUGUUGCAUUGAUUUAAUGGAAUUGUAAUGCGCAGUGACGAUUUCAUGAACAUUGUUAUGUUUUGUAGCUCUAGUGUACUGAGAUUAAAAAAAUAGAAAUCUCCCA
Ostrea edulis (European flat oyster) is the source of this 6501-nucleotide messenger RNA. Its product is annotated as ubiquitin-associated protein 1-like. Gene Ontology annotation, cellular component: ESCRT I complex. The coding region runs from base 160 to 1980 and encodes 606 amino acids. The transcript is spliced from 9 exons. Gene Ontology annotation, biological process: ubiquitin-dependent protein catabolic process via the multivesicular body sorting pathway. The record is from RefSeq and is a predicted model, not a curated record. NCBI's taxonomy places the organism in Eukaryota, Metazoa, Mollusca, Bivalvia, Ostreida, Ostreidae. Gene Ontology annotation, molecular function: ubiquitin binding.